This is a messenger RNA of Talaromyces rugulosus, 2127 nucleotides long. RefSeq lists its product as uncharacterized. Bases 1 to 2127 code for a protein of 708 amino acids. Gene Ontology annotation, molecular function: translation initiation factor activity; tRNA binding; ribosome binding. The record is from RefSeq and is a predicted model, not a curated record. Gene Ontology annotation, biological process: translational initiation. NCBI's taxonomy places the organism in Eukaryota, Fungi, Ascomycota, Eurotiomycetes, Eurotiales, Trichocomaceae. The transcript is spliced from 6 exons. Gene Ontology annotation, cellular component: cytosolic small ribosomal subunit.
AUGGCGACUUCACAGAUUGCAUUUCGCACCCUGAAGGGAAUCGGUCUCUUGGACGCCUCGCCUGUGUACCAGCCUGUUUCAGGCUUCGAGAGGCCUGAAGGCAAUCUUCGUUGCAGCGCUUACUCCCCUUGUGGACGCUAUUUCGCAUGGGCGUCUCCAGAGAGUGUCACCAUCAUUGAUCCCUCUGUUGGCCACGUCAUCACCACGCUUCCUGCCGACAACGUGUUCGAACUGGGCUUUUCCCCACUCGGCACCUACAUCAUCACCUGGCAGCGAUCCUCAAAGGACGAGAACGGAGAUGCCGUGAAAAACCUAAAGGUGUGGAACGUGGCAGUCCAAGCACAGGAAGGCGGAGUCGGGGACAAGGCAGUUGUGGGUCGAUUCGUGCAAAAGUCGCAGACCGGAUGGAACCUGCAGUACACGUCCGACGAGCAAUACUGCGGCCGCGUUGUAACGAACGAGGUCCAGUUUUACAAGAGUCACGAUCUUGCAACUGUGUGGAACAAGCUCCGUGUGGAAGGUGUCUCUGGCUUUGCGCUUUCGCCCGGAAAGACUCAGGCUCUCGCCGUGUUUGUGCCCGAGCGCAAGGGCCAACCAGCCUCGGUCAAGGUCUACGUCGUCCCGCAGUUUCAGAACCCAGUCUCGCAAAAGACGUUUUUCAAAGGCGACAAGGUCCAGUUGAAGUGGAACAACUCCGGUACCUCGGUUAUUGUCCUGGCCCAGACUGAUGUCGACCGGUCUGGCAAGAGUUACUACGGCGAGACGACUCUUUACUUGUUGAGCGCAACGGGGGCUUUUGAUUCCCGCAUUGAUCUUGACAGAGAAGGACCUAUCCACGACGUGACAUGGUCUCCAAACUCGAAGGAGUUUGGUGUCGUGUACGGGUUUAUGCCGGCCAAGACAACGAUUUUCAACUCCCGCGGUGCUGUCACCCAAAAUUACCCCUUGGCUCCGAGAAACACUAUCGUAUUCUCGCCCAAUGGCCGCUUUGUCGUUGUUGCUGGAUUUGGCAAUUUGGCAGGUCAGAUGGACAUUUAUGAUCUGGAAAAGGGUCAUAAGAAGGUGACGACGAUUGAAGGGUCGAAUGCCACCGUGUGCGAAUGGGCUCCUGACGGGAGACACAUUCUGACGGCCACCACCAGCCCUAGAUUGCGAGUCGACAACGGCGUGCGCAUCUGGCAUGUGAGCGGUGCUCUUCAAUACAAUGAAGACAUGACCGAGCUGUACCAAGUUUGUUGGCGACCGCAAGGGUCCACGGAAGCACUUCAGGGCGACCCUUUCCACCCUCUUCCAGUCCCGCAUGCGUCUGCCCUGGACUACCUCGCAAAGAGGAAGACCCCAUCCAAGCCCGUUGGUGCGUACCGGCCGCCCGGCGCUCGCGGACAGACGACGUCUCUGGCCUUCAAGAGGGAGGACGAAGGAGGUGCCGCCUUUAUGAGAGAAGGAGCAACUUCUCUCGGGCCUGCCAAUGGAUUUGGCAAGUCGAGAAGACGGGAAAUUCCCGGCGCUGAGCCCGUUGAAUUUGUACCACAGGGCGCUGCCCCCGGCGGUGGCGUUGCUCUACCUCCCGGGGCUGAAAACGCGGAUGAGAAGCUGUCCAAGUCAGCCGCCAAAAACAAGAAAAAGCGUGAAGCCAAAAAGGCCAAAGAAAUUGCCGAGAAGGACGGCACCGCUGUUCCGGAACUUGCACCCCCAGCUGCUGCUGCUCCAUCACAGCAUCUGACUGCUAGUCCGGACCGUCACCAGCGACCCCGAUCCAAGAGCCAUAAUCGCAACCGCGCGGAGAGCAAUGUCAACAAUAACAAUAACAACAACAACAAUCACCGCACAAAUGGUACCUCGGCCGGACAAGGGAACGGUAACAAGUCUGCCAGCAAUGGCAAAGCGGCCACCCCUCCUCCUGCUCCUCCUCCUGCUGCUCCUCCCGCCCGUCCGGAAUCACCGAUAGGAGCCAACGGCACAUCGCAAGACAAGCGAGUGCGCGGCCUGCUGAAGAAACUACGUGCCAUCGACGAGCUCAAGAUGCGUCUGGCCACUGGCGAGAAGCUGGAAGACACGCAGAUGAAGAAGAUUCAAACCGAGGAUUCGGUGCGUAAAGAAUUGGACGGCUUGGAUUUUGCCGGAUAG